This is a messenger RNA of Fusarium venenatum, 915 nucleotides long. Its product is annotated as mitochondrial 37S ribosomal protein uS15m. NCBI's taxonomy places the organism in Eukaryota, Fungi, Ascomycota, Sordariomycetes, Hypocreales, Nectriaceae. Gene Ontology annotation, biological process: translation. Gene Ontology annotation, cellular component: ribosome. The record is from RefSeq and is a predicted model, not a curated record. Gene Ontology annotation, molecular function: structural constituent of ribosome.
AUGCCCCCCAGAAUACCGGCGCUGCCGAGCCUAGGCUCAUUGAACCUCUGCCUCCGACCCGCAUCGAAGUCCGUAACUCCCAACUUCCUACCCAUCGUCCAGACGGCCAACCUUUCCCAGCGCGAGAAGAAGCGCAAGGCAAAGCAAGACCCAUAUCGAUGGGCUCAAGCACAGCAACGAAAGGCCGCCAAUGUGCAACGACGUGAAGAGCUAUCUCGUGAGAGAGACGAGUCCUGGGGUGAUGCUGUCCUAGGAAAGAAGACCCCGUUCAUCGAAUCUCUUGCGACAGCUGGCGUGCGAGAUACUGAGGGCCAGUCUGUGACAGAUAAUGGAAUCCGCAACUAUUUCCUUUCGGAUACCGAGGUCGAGGCAGCCACCAAGCAUGCCUACCAACUCACCGAGCCCAUGAUUGGUGCUGUUGAGUCGCAGAUAGAACCUGAGACCAAGGAGGAUGCGAUGAAGCGGCACAAUGAGAACCACGAGAAGGUUAUCGAAGCUUUAAGCCGAAUUACGUCGCUUGAGAACGGCAGCUCAAAGGACCGCUUCCACGCCAACGUGCAGCGCAUCAUCAACGAGUUUGGUCGUCACCGCACCGACUCCAUCUUUAUGCCCAACAAGCCCCCCAAAACUAUGCUCGGGGAGGAAAUGCCUGGACGACUUGGUCCUGAUACUGGCAGCUCUGAGGUCCAGAUUGCCAUCUUGACAGCCAAAAUCCAUAACCUCUCAAAUGCCCUACAAAUCAACCGAGGUUAUAAGGACAAACACAACAAGCGUAACCUAAGAUUACUGUUGCAUCGCCGACAGAAGCUCAUGAAAUACAUGGAUCGUAAGGAGAGAGGAAGUCAGCGAUGGGCUCACAUGGUUGAGACGCUAGGCCUUACACCUGCAACCUGGAAGGAUCAGAUCUCGUUGUAA